Molecule: messenger RNA, 1170 nt
Organism: Rhagoletis pomonella (apple maggot)
Lineage: Eukaryota; Metazoa; Arthropoda; Insecta; Diptera; Tephritidae
Exons: 1
Coding region: 1-1170 (389 amino acids)
Source: RefSeq, a predicted model, not a curated record
AUGUUAAAACGGGGAGCACGCCGUAAAAACAAAAACACAUCUAGUGUCUACACAAACAUUAAAGACAACUAUGAUAUCCGGACCAGAAAAUACAUCAAACGCUACCAAAACGGCCUACAACAAAUCACCAGACUGGCGGAAUCCACGAAAUUUCUGGAGACGUGCAGAAGAAGUGGCUUAACACCAAAUUUCAUCAGCAACGCCACCAAAAAUAUCCUCUACACAAUCAACAACAACACCAGCAACAACCGAAUACCAACACAACUCUCAAACGCAGUGAUGGCUUACAUCAAUAAAGUGCAACUAAAACUGGUAAACCUUAUCAUCAGAAUAAAGCAUUCACUCCGUCGACAAAUAGUAAAAGAGGUAAAUAGGCUAGAAACGCUAAUAACACAACAACUCAACAUAAAUGAUUCCACCGUAUUUUUCGAAAGUGAGAAAUUAUUAACAAAUAAACUCACAACAACAAUUAAGAAGACACAAACCAAAAAAUAUGAAAAACUAAAGCAGAAACAAAAACAGUUACUAAACAUUAGGGUGAUACCAGAAUGGUUUUGUAAUAAGACAACCAUAAAUAUACCAAUAGAUAUCCAGUGGCUUUUAUCUUUUGGUCCAAAAUAUGCCUUACCAACAGAAAAUAAAAACUUUCCACUAUUUCAAUUUAUAGCAGACGGAGAAAACUGUAUACAAACAAUUACGGACAAAGAAAAACAAGAGAUUGAAAGAAAUAACUUGACGACGCUAAUACGCGACCACCUUAACAAAACGACGACUUCUAUGAGAGACAAAUUUAUAAGUGACACCCUAGGUUCCACAAAGAAAUUCCUGAAUAAUAAUAAACAACUCUUAGUCCUCAAUGCUGAUAAAGGAAAUGUAACGGUAGUAAUGGAAAAAUCUGAAUAUGAUGCAAAAAUGCAAGUAUUGGUGAAUGACAUAACCACUUACAGAGUUUUAAAACGCGACCCGACGAAUAAAUUACAGGACAAGAAUAAUGGCAUAGUGGAAAGAAUGUACAAUAACAAAAUCAUUGAUUUGAAUGAAAAGAAUUCCCUUAUGUGUAAAACGGCUAACCCACCGAGAAUUUAUGGAUUGCCGAAAAUCCAUAAAGAUGGCACUCCACUCAGGCCUAUUUGUUCGUCCGUCAAUUCUCCGUCGUAUAAUUUAUGUUAA